GAUUUGAGAUUGUGUUGCUCAGUCAUGCCCUUUAACGUCUGAAAUCUCUGCCUCAACAGACCCUGAAGUACCUCUCUAAGACGCCAUGUGUUCAUCAGAAACCAGAGACAGUGAAGGAGUUCCUCACCGCCAUGCUGCCUCACAAACUUACUAAAGCAGAGAAGCUGCAGCUCUUAAACCACAGACCUCAGACUGCUGUUGAGAUCCAGCUGAUGGUAGAGGAAAGUGAAGAAAGGCUGACAGAAGAACAGAUCGAUGAACUUAUACAGAAAGUCACGGACAUCCUGCCCGGUGACCCACAGACAGAAGCCAAUGAAUCUGCUGAUCCUCAAAUGGAGACCAACCAAUAGCAUUACCCCCAGAAACUCACAGUUUAAUUUUUUUUUUUUUAGUUUUUCAUCCUUAAACGCCCAAGAGACUGACUUUAGAUGGGUUGACAGUGAUAAUACUUACGUUUACUGUUGAUCUUUAUUAUGUCAAUGAAAACAUUAGCCAUUGCUACAUCUAAAAUAAUAAAAAUCCAUAUUUAUUUAACCAUAAAUAUCAUGUUAUUUUGUCAGCAUUGUUUCCCAUGCACAAUUGUCGAAGCUGCAUUGAUCUUUGUUUGAGUAAGGAUAUGAUCUUCUGGGCUCAAGACAGUCUCAGUUCCUCUGCGACAUCCUUCCUGUAUUGCUACUCUUUAUUUCAGCUCAUAAAUGUUACAAUCACUGAC
Messenger RNA from Danio rerio (zebrafish), 712 nucleotides. The record is from RefSeq and is a predicted model, not a curated record. Lineage: Eukaryota; Metazoa; Chordata; Actinopteri; Cypriniformes; Danionidae.